Molecule: messenger RNA, 513 nt
Organism: Colletotrichum destructivum
Lineage: Eukaryota; Fungi; Ascomycota; Sordariomycetes; Glomerellales; Glomerellaceae
Exons: 2
Coding region: 1-513 (170 amino acids)
Source: RefSeq, a predicted model, not a curated record
AUGACUUCCCCAACAGAGACCAAGAUCCUCGUCUCAUCCCAUGAGAUUGCAGAGAGUGACCGUCUGAAGAGUCUGUACCCAACGGUCAUCCUCGCAUCUGCCGUUUCUGGCAGCGCUACCAUGAUUAUGUUGCUUGGUAGAUCGGCAACAACCGCCUCGGUUUUGAACGAUGUCUCAACCUGUCUCCUCGUCAGCUCAGUCAUCACGGCGGUCUUUACAGCAAUGAUAACGAUCAUGCUUUCGUUCGAGUUCCAGAGCAGCCAUGAGCCCACCCGGAUGCGUCGAGCAAUGGCAUGGGUGCCGAUCUUCUUUUUCGACUUUAUGCUAUUCGAGUUGGUUAUUGGCCUAGUUUUUUGGUUUACAGCUGGACAUGCCUGGCAGUAUGCUGCUCUUCUCGGCCUAGUAACCGGAUCACUUUUCAUGGUGACGGCAGCUGUAGCCGUGUGGAUGACAGUAAAGGCCAGCCCGUUGAGUUGCCUGGGGAAACGGAUGGAGACAGAGUCCAAGGGCUGA